Messenger RNA from Anisakis simplex (herring worm), 315 nucleotides. Lineage: Eukaryota; Metazoa; Nematoda; Chromadorea; Rhabditida; Anisakidae. The record is from the annotation of a GenBank genome assembly.
AUGAUGCCUACACAUCAAAGACGAUUCAGGAUAUCCGUAUCACCAACAAGACGACUUCAUACUGAUCCAUCGGGUAGUGACACUGAUACGAGCACUGGCAAACGCCGCUACGUGAUAAAGCAACAAGUAAUGCCCGGUUCAACGUCGAGCGUUUUAACCACCCCAGAUAUGACUCAACCGACAUCAAUCGCCGGCAUAACAAAUUCCCUUUCUCCAAGAGCACCUCGCGUUCAGUUCGGUGACGAUGACUCUCCAAGAAUCGAACAUCAACCUGAAAUCGAGCCCAAGGUGCAUGCGACACCGCUGAAUCAAUAG